UAUUGAGUAAUAUUUUGGAAUAAAAAAAUAAGUUGUUCCGCGUUCAAUCGCUCGCUCAUACAGAAACCACUUUUGUCCUUUUAAAAGGAUGGUAUGAGUCAGUCAAAACCCAUCCUAAGCUAUCUCACUAUAUAUAAUACCAUCUCAUCUAAUCUAUUCCUUAAGCUAAUCUUCAAAAGGAACACGCUAAGCUAGCAAUCCCAUUCCACAAUUCCUCUGCAACGACCUUGGUCGUCGGCUUAUAUAUACAUAUAUAUACAUAGCAAAAUUUGUGUGUUAGAGAAAGGCCAUAGUAGUAAUAGCAGAAGCGCAGUUGAUCAUCAAUAUUUGAGGAAUAUUGAUUAGAAACAAUGGAUGUUCAUCAUCAUCAUCAUCAUGCUUCCAUGGAGGGCUUUGGGUCAGGAACUCAACCUAGUUCUGGUGAAGAAGAUAUUAUGGACUUGAGGAAAGGUCCUUGGACCGUUGAGGAGGACUCUCUGCUCAUCAACUACGUUUCCACCCACGGCGAAGGCCGCUGGAACUCCCUCGCUCGCCAUGCAGGCCUAAAGCGAACCGGUAAAAGCUGCAGAUUGAGAUGGUUAAACUACUUGCGUCCCAGUGUUCGGAGAGGAAACAUCACCCUCCAAGAGCAGCUUUUGAUUCUUGAACUCCAUUCUCGAUGGGGCAACCGGUGGUCCAAGAUAGCCCAAUAUCUGCCGGGUAGGACAGACAAUGAGAUAAAGAACUAUUGGAGAACCAGAGUCCAAAAGCAAGCCAAGCAACUCAAGUGUGACGUCAACAGCAAACAAUUCCAAGACGCCAUGCGUUACGUUUGGAUACCCCGUUUGAUCGAACGGAUCCAGGCCUCCUCCACAUCCGAGUCAUCCUCUUCCACGGCUACUGGUCAACAACCCACUUCCACCUCCACUACCUCCACCAAACACCACCACCACUCCUGCCCUCCUGACAAUAUUUCUGCCUCUUCCUCCGACACUUCGGACCUCCAAGCUGUCUCCUCCUCUGUUUCGGACCUCACCGACUCCCAAGACCUCCCACCCGACCCAGCUCACACUGCACACAACCAAUACCAAUACCAAAAUUUGGACAUGCAGGUAAACCAACAGAGCAACUCUUGGGUAGGCGAUUCAUUGGACAAUUUGUGGAACGAAGACGAUAUAUGGUUCUUCCAGCAGCACCUCUGCCAUGAUGAUUUCUAAUAAAUAAAUAAAUAAUAUUAAUAAUUAUUAUUAUUAUUAUAACUAUAGUAAUCUUUCAUUUCUUUAUUAGGAAUUUGCUUACGUGACGCAUUUUUAGAUUCCGAUCCAGGAGGACAUUUAUAAUUGUACUACUACCAUAGCCUACUGCUCCAAUUAAUCUUGCAGUUUACAAUCAAUUUGAUGACUUCGUUGCACAGAAAAAAACAAUACACUUUUGUUUGCUUCCCUUUUUUUGAACCCAAUUUAUUACUAUUGUCUUUAUUUUUUAUAUUUA
Messenger RNA from Ziziphus jujuba (common jujube), 1470 nucleotides. RefSeq names its product transcription factor MYB78. Gene Ontology annotation, molecular function: sequence-specific DNA binding; DNA-binding transcription factor activity. NCBI's taxonomy places the organism in Eukaryota, Viridiplantae, Streptophyta, Magnoliopsida, Rosales, Rhamnaceae. Bases 351 to 1196 code for a protein of 281 amino acids. The record is from RefSeq and is a predicted model, not a curated record. Gene Ontology annotation, biological process: regulation of DNA-templated transcription. The transcript has 3 exons. Gene Ontology annotation, cellular component: nucleus.